AUGCCUCCGAGAUGUGGUAGACCUGUCCGUUUGCCGGUGAGGGAAGAACCCCCUCCACCCGAGCAUGCACCACCAGAGUUUCAACAGCAGUUCUUUGAUACGAUGUGGCGUCAGUACCAGAUGAACAUGCCAUAUCAGGCUGGAGCUAGACCAGAGGGUAUUCCACCCCCACCUCCAUCGGGACCACCAGGGCAUCUAGCCCCUGUUGUGGUGGAUUACCUGCCCUUGAUACGGGAACUUCGGAUGAUGGGGACACCGAGGUUCGAGGGUACCCAGAGACCUGAGAUCGCGGAGGAUUGGCUGAUCCGCAUCUCCAGGGAUCUGGAUUAUGGAGAUGAGGCAUUCCUCGUGGUAGUGACAGCUACCCAGGAGAUGGAGAUGAGGUUGGGUGAGACACCUGUAGUUCGUGAUUUUCCUGACGUCUUUCCGGAGGAAUUGCCAGGGCUACCACCGGAGAGAGAGGUGGACUUUUGCAUUGAUGUGAUUCCAGGUACGGAACCGGUAUCUAAGACUCCGUACCGGAUGGCUCCAACAGAGAUGGCAGAAUUGAAGAAGCAGUUGAAUGAGUUGAUGGAGAAGGGAUUCAUUCAGCCGAGUGUUUCGCCUUGGGGAGCGCCCGUGCUAUUCGUCAAGAAGAAGGACGGUAGCAUGCGAUUGUGCAUUGACUAUCGAGGACUUAAUCAGGUAACCAUUAAGAAUCGGUAUCCACUGCCGAGGAUUGAUGAGUUACUUGAUCAGUUGCAGGGUGCACAGUGGUUCUCGAAGAUAGAUUUGCGCUCGGGAUAUCAUCAGAUUGGUGUGAAGGCCGGGGAUGUGCAGAAAACGGCUUUCCGUACACGGUAUGGACAUUUUGAGUUCGUCGUUAUGCCUUUUGGACUGACGAACGCUCCUGCAGUAUUUAUGCAGUUGAUGAACCGUGUAUUCAUGGAUUACCUCGACGAGUUUGUCAUCAUCUUCAUUGAUGACAUAUUGAUCUACUCACCGGAUCGAUGCAGCCAUGAGCAACACUUGCGUCUGGUAUUGCAGCGUUUGAGGGAGCAGAAGUUGUAUGCGAAGUUCAGCAAGUGUGCUUUCUGGUUGCAGGAAGUUGGAUUUCUGGGCCAUGUGAUUUCGGCUCAGGGCGUACAAGUGGAUCAGGCAAAGAUUGAGGCUGUGAUGGAGUGGAAGACGCCUACCAAUGCCACAGAGAUCCACAGUUUCUUGGGAUUGGCCGGGUACUACAGGAGAUUUGUCGAGGGUUUUGCCAAGUUAGCAAAACCAAUGACAAAGUUAACAGGGAAGAAUGUGCGGUUUGAUUGGACACCGGAGUGCGAAGUGAGCUUUGUGGAGCUCAAGAAACGACUCACGACCGCACCUAUCUUGGCAUUACCACAGCCAGGUAUACCGUAUGAGGUGUAUACCGAUGCGUCGAAGCAAGGCUUGGGUUGCGUAUUGAUGCAGGAAGGACAUGUGAUUGCAUACGCAUCCCGACAGCUGAGGAAACAUGAGGAGAAUUAUCCGACGCACGAUUUGGAGCUGGCAGCAGUGGUACAUGCGUUGAAGAUUUGGAGAUCCUAUCUAUAUGGAGAGAAGGUUAAGCUCAACACUGAUCACAAGAGCUUAACCUAUGUGAUAUCGCAGAAGGAUCUGAAUCUUCGACAGCGUAGAUGGAUUGAGUUGAUAGCUGAUUAUGACUUGGAAAUCGCAUAUCAUCCGGGCAAGGCGAAUGUAGUCGCAGAUGCCUUAAGUCGGAAGAAGAUUCUAUCAGCUAUUCAGAUACUCUCAUCUUCGCAGGAGAACAUAGUUGAGUUAUCGGCUAUGUUAGGACAUAUGGAAAUCGAGGAGGAUCAUGAUUUGAGUUUGAGGAGACGUGUGAUAGAGGGACAGAGUCAUGAUCCGGAUUUGCAGAAGAUUAUUGAGGAAAUUAGCAGAUAUGGUGAGAAGGGAUAUCAGAUAGAUGAGGAGCAUGCAUUGAGGCUCCAUCAGCGACUUUGUGUACCAGCAGACCUUGAGCUGAGACAGGACAUCUUGCGAGAGGCACAUCAGUCUCGAUUGGCCAUACAUCCGGGAGCCAGCAAGAUGUACCAGGGUUUGAGACAGUGGUACACAUGGCCAGGGAUCAAGAGGGACGUUGCAGAGUUUGUAGCCCAUUGCUUGAUCUGUCAGCAGGUGAAAGCGGAGCGACAGAUGCCCAGUGGGAAGUUACAGCCAUUGGAGAUUCCAGAAUGGAAGUGGGACUCGAUUGCGAUGGAUUUUGUGGUUGGAUUACCGACGACCCCAGCGAAGAAGAAUGCUAUUUGGGUGGUCGUCGAUCGAUUGACGAAGUCCGCACAUUUCAUUCCGAUUCGACAGGAGUAUACAGUGGAGAAGCUGGCACAUAUUUAUAUUGAUGAGAUUGUCCGCUUGCAUGGAGUUCCGAGUGAGAUCGUUUCAGAUCGUGAUCCCCGGUUUACCGCGCGACUAUGGGGUGCCCUACAGAGCGCGAUGGGAACUCAGCUGAGGAUGAGUACUGCUUAUCAUCCUCAGACAGACGGGCAAUCGGAGCGAACCAUUCAGACGCUCGAGGACAUGUUGAGAGCGUGUAUUCUGGAAUGGGGAGUUCCUUGGGAUAGGUACCUGACGUUGUGCGAAUUUGCGUACAACAACAGCUACCACGCCAGCAUAGGUAUGCCACCUUACGAGGCCUUAUACGGACGGUCUUGUAAGACGCCUUUGUGUUGGACGGAGAUCGGAGAGCGACGCAUCUUUGGACCUGAGAUUGUGGAAGAAACGACAGAGGUUAUCCGCAAGAUCAAGGUCAAUCUGAAGGUCGCACAGGAUCGCCAGAAGUCUUAUGCGGACCGGAGAAGAAGAGACUUUACAGUUGAGGUGGGCGAUCUUGUAUUUCUCCGAGUACAGGCGAUUAGAGGGUAUACGCGAUUUGGAAAGACGGGGAAACUCAAGCCGCGUUACAUUGGGCCGUACCCUGUGAUUGCGAAGGUCGGGGCUGUAGCGUACCGGUUGGACCUACCUCCAGAGCUCGGUCGCAUCCACGAUGUAUUCCAUGUAUCUAUGUUGCGGAAGUACAUCGCGGAUCCUUCGCAUAUAUUGCAGCCACAGGAGAUUGAGCUUACCAGUGAUGUCAGAAUCCGCGAUCAACCACUUCAGAUCUUCGAAUCCAGCUGCUGGGGAGGGAGGGGGUGUUUUCUCGGUUGGGAGGGUGUUGCUCUCUGGACUCCUGUCACCGGGCCUCUAAAGGCUGCUCCCGAGCCCGAAGGGAUGUAG
Molecule: messenger RNA, 3243 nt
Organism: Tarenaya hassleriana
Lineage: Eukaryota; Viridiplantae; Streptophyta; Magnoliopsida; Brassicales; Cleomaceae
Product: transposon Ty3-G Gag-Pol polyprotein
Exons: 3
Coding region: 1-3243 (1080 amino acids)
Biological process (GO): DNA integration
Molecular function (GO): nucleic acid binding
Source: RefSeq, a predicted model, not a curated record